AUGGAGAUCGCGCUGGUAACGCUGGAGAACGGCGGCGCCACGGCCAUCGGCGAAGAUGGCCCCGGAGGCGGCCUGAGCCGGGCUGAGCGGCUCCCUUGGCUCCCCGAGUGCGGCGGCAAGGAGGGCUGCCCGGAGCCGGGCUCAGCGCGCGGCCCCUCGCGAGGCCUCCUGCGCCCACCAGACGGGGCCAUGCUGGCGGCCGACGAAGAAGGGCCCCCUCGCCCGGGUAGGGCCAGGGCCGCGGCCGCGGCCGCGGCCCCGUCAGCUACCGAGCCGCCGCCGCCGCCUUUGUCGUUGGCGGGUGCUGGGGGCGACGAGGGCGACGAGGGGCCGGAGGCGGAGGCGGAGAGCGAACGCGCCCUGGGCGGCCAGCAGCGCGUCCUGCUCAACAUCUCCGGGCUGCGCUUCGAGACGCAGCUGGGAACCCUCAGCCAGUUCCCGGACACGCUGCUGGGGGACCCCGAGAAGCGCAUGCGGUACUUCGACCCGCUGCGCAACGAGUACUUCUUUGACCGCAACCGGCCCAGCUUCGACGGCAUCCUCUACUUCUACCAGUCCGGCGGCAAGCUGCGGCGGCCCGUCAACGUCUCCAUAGACGUGUUCGCCGAUGAGAUCCGCUUCUACCAGCUGGGCGACGAGGCCAUGGAGCGCUUCCGCGAGGACGAGGGCUUCAUCCGCGAGGAGGAGAAGCCUCUCCCAGCGCACGAGUUCCAGCGUCAGGUGUGGCUCAUCUUCGAGUACCCAGAAAGCUCCAGCUCGGCGCGGGGCAUCGCCAUCGUCUCGGUGCUUGUCAUCCUCAUCUCCAUCAUCACCUUCUGCCUAGAGACGCUGCCCGAGUUCCGCGACGAGCGGGAGCUGCGCGUGCCCCUGCUCCUGUCGCCCAACGGCACGGAGGAAAGCGCCCCGACGGCGCCCAGCGCCCUCAGCGACCCCUUCUUCAUCAUCGAGACCACGUGCGUCAUCUGGUUCACCUUCGAGCUGCUGGUGCGCUUCUUCGCCUGCCCCAGCAAGCCCGAGUUCUCCAGGAACAUCAUGAACAUCAUUGACAUUGUGGCCAUCAUCCCUUACUUCAUCACGCUGGGGACGGAGCUGGCUCAGGAGCAGCAGAAGAAGGAGCAGCCGCAGGGCGGCAGUAGCAGUAGCAGCAGCAGCAGCAGCAGCAAUGGGGGCCAGCAACAAGCCAUGUCCUUGGCCAUCCUGAGAGUCAUCCGCCUGGUCAGGGUCUUCCGGAUCUUCAAGCUCUCCAGGCACUCCAAGGGGCUGCAGAUCUUGGGUCAGACUUUGAAAGCCAGCAUGAGGGAACUGGGCCUUCUCAUCUUCUUCCUUUUCAUCGGAGUGAUUCUCUUCUCCAGUGCCGUGUAUUUUGCUGAGGCUGAUGAUCCCGAAUCACAUUUCUCCAGCAUCCCCGAUGCCUUCUGGUGGGCCGUGGUCACCAUGACCACGGUGGGCUAUGGAGAUAUGAGGCCUGUCACUGUAGGGGGCAAGAUUGUGGGGUCCUUGUGUGCUAUUGCUGGCGUGCUCACCAUUGCCCUGCCUGUCCCCGUUAUCGUCUCCAACUUCAACUACUUCUACCACCGAGAAACUGACCACGAUGAACAGGCCAUCCUCAAGGAGGAUUCUAGUACUGCUCAAGGUGGCUCAGCCGGGGACUUGAAGAGACGAACCAGCAAAGACUCUUUGGACAAAUCCGUUGUGCACUUGGAAAAUGCUGAGGGGGUUAACAAUGGGACCGGGUCUGUGGAAAAGGCCAACAUCAAAGCUAAAAGCAGCAUGGAUCUCAGAAAAUCUCUCUAUGCACUCUGCCUGGAUACCAACAGGGAAACAGACUUGUAAAACAAGGGGAAUAGGAAGAACGUGGAAUUAUUAGAGAAAGCUAAAUGGUACUGUCACUUAGUAUUCAUUUUUGAAAUAUGGUAGCUGUUCUUAAGAAACCUUCAGGAAAAAGCAAAUUAUUUUGUUUCAUUUUGGUUUUUAAUGUUCUCCCCUUCCCAUGAGACUGUCUUCUAUUUAUAAAACCAGCUAAGAUUGAGCUAGACACCUCCCAUUAUCUAGGAGGCUUUCUAAGCUGUCAAGUGCAAAUUGAUGUUGCUUGCGGAUAAUUUAUUUUACUAAAGAAGAAACAGUUCAUUUGUAGCACAGUUCAUUUGUCCAAACCCUCUUUUCCCAUGGGAAGUAAAUGGAUUAUUUGUUGGUACUGUAGUUUCAAGCCGAAAUAUUUCUAUUUUCUAUAUGUCUGAUUAUAUUUAUAGAUGAAAAGAGCACUUUUUGGUGAUGUAUGACUUCAUAAAAUCUCUAGAAACUUUUAGUGAAGUAAUAUAUCCCCCCCCCUUUUAGAACAAAACUGAUUUUCUCGUGUGUGAAGUGAAUGUGGUAUUUUCAGCCUUCUAGCAGAAAAGUAUUUUGUUGUCAGAGUUGGGUUUUUGUUCUCUUGUUGAGCCUUAAAUUAUUAAAAAUGCAGAUUUUUUUCUUAAUAAAUACAUAUAAUACUGUAUAAUAUUUCUGAUAAUACAGUGAUGUGCUUUUUAUCCCAAGGAACAAAAAUCUUAAAAGUUUGUUGGUGUUGCUGUUUGGUUGUUUGUCCUUUAUAACUGGUGUUUUUUAAGGGUUUUGUUUUGUUACUAGAAACUGUUUACUGUUAAUCAGGUUUGAUCCAAGUGCACCACAGAUCAAAGGCACUGGACAUGACAUAAGCAGAGCGUGGGAAUAAAUAUGCUCAGGAUGUGAAGCCUUUUGAAUU
Molecule: messenger RNA, 2737 nt
Organism: Zootoca vivipara (common lizard)
Lineage: Eukaryota; Metazoa; Chordata; Lepidosauria; Squamata; Lacertidae
Product: potassium voltage-gated channel subfamily A member 1
Biological process (GO): action potential; protein homooligomerization; potassium ion transmembrane transport
Cellular component (GO): voltage-gated potassium channel complex; intercalated disc; membrane
Molecular function (GO): delayed rectifier potassium channel activity; protein binding
Source: RefSeq, a predicted model, not a curated record